Messenger RNA from Pungitius pungitius (ninespine stickleback), 3004 nucleotides. RefSeq names its product Pim-3 proto-oncogene, serine/threonine kinase (gene pim3). Gene Ontology annotation, molecular function: protein serine/threonine kinase activity; ATP binding. The coding region runs from base 668 to 1660 and encodes 330 amino acids. Gene Ontology annotation, biological process: regulation of mitotic cell cycle; protein autophosphorylation; negative regulation of apoptotic process. Lineage: Eukaryota; Metazoa; Chordata; Actinopteri; Perciformes; Gasterosteidae. The record is from RefSeq and is a predicted model, not a curated record. The transcript has 6 exons. Gene Ontology annotation, cellular component: cytoplasm.
AGUACUAUGGGAAAGUAGUGCGCGCAUAAAAUUAUUGUUUGGGUCACACAUUCGAUGAAAAGUGUGACAUUGUUACAAUACGAACCCGGCGGUUUCGCGGGGACGUUUAUUCAGGAAAAUUUGGCAAUUUUACGCGGGAAUUAAGCGAACGUGUCGCGUUGUAUCGGCGGCGGAAGGAUACCUUGAUCCCAACGCGCGUCAAAAUAUUGGCUCGGGGAGAGACCGCGCCAAAGCUCAGACAGCGUCCACUCCUCUGGAUAACAACACGCAGCGCAGGCCCUUUAAUAAGCGCACUUCAUUGCUGAUACGCACACCACACGCGUCGGAACGUUUGAGUUUGUUUUGUUUUGUUUUUUUAAAUCUCUGCAGUGGGGUAUUUUUCGCUUGUUGUGCUUGAGUCGAGACUCAAACGUACGGUUUCAUGCCGGUUUUUGGGGAGACGCUCUGCGGCUUCGCGGUCGUGAGACGUCUUUAGACGGGUGAGGCGCGGCGGAGGUGGCGCACUGCCGGACUGGAUAUACACGCACCACUCGCUCGAUAAGACGACCCGCGACACCGUCUCAAACCGAGCCCGAGUUUCACGCCUCUUCCGACUCUCCGUUUGGUUCUUCUGGUUUUUCAACGAGUGGACGAAGAUCUUCGUCAGCACCGGCUUUUCGGCGUGAAUAUGUUGUUGUCAAAGUUUGGUUCAUUUUCGCACAUUUGCAACCCUUCAAGCAUGGACCAUCUACCAGUGAAAAUACAGCUCCAGCCGGUUAAACUGGAAAAGGAGCCUUUCGAAAAGGUCUACCAAGUGGGAUCCGUGCUUGGCAGCGGGGGAUUCGGAACAGUUUACGCCGGCAGCCGCAUCUCUGAUGGCGCACCGGUUGCUGUGAAACAUGUGGCCAAGGAGCGGGUGACCGAGUGGGGCACACAUAAUGCAUCCAUGGUGCCGCUGGAGAUCCUUCUGCUGAAGAAGGUCAGCUCGUCGUUCCGCGGAGUGAUCAAGCUGCUGGACUAUUACGAGCGCGCGGACGGCUGGCUGAUAGUCAUGGAGAGGCCGGAGCUCGUCAAGGACCUUUUCGACUUCAUCACCGAGAAGGGCGCCCUGGACGAGGACACGGCCCGGGGCUUUUUCUGCCAGGUCGUGGAGGCGGUGCGACACUGCUACAGCUGCGGCGUGGUGCACAGAGACAUCAAGGACGAGAACCUGCUCGUGGACCUACGCACCGGAGAGCUCAAGCUCAUUGACUUUGGCUCCGGGGCGAUUCUCAAGGACACCGUGUACACCGAUUUCGACGGUACAAGAGUGUACAGCCCGCCAGAGUGGAUCCGCUUCCACAGGUACCACGGCCGCUCUGCGACGGUGUGGUCGCUAGGCGUGCUGCUCUACGACAUGGUGUGUGGAGACAUCCCCUUUGAGCAAGACGACGAGAUCCUCCGAGGGAGGCUGUACUUCAGGAGGAGGGUUUCUGCCGAGUGCCAGCAGCUGAUCAAAUGGUGUCUGGCCCUGCGGCCCUCGGACCGGCCCACCCUGGAGCAGAUCUGCGAUCACCCCUGGAUUAGGGCGGCAACGGAGAUGCCCAAGUCCCAGGAGGAGCCGGCCGUCAGCGAGAUCUGCCUCAGGACCAUCGACACAGACUCUUUGUCAAGCACAAGCUCGAGCAAGGAGAGCCUCUGAGGACGGCUCGGGUGGACCGGAAAGACUUUAUGGGACUGGGAGGGGUGUCCGAUGGCGGGGCCGGACGUGGACUCGAGGCUGGCAGCCUGUAGCCCGACUGGCCACUUUUCACAGCCUGCCACUGGUCACUGCUGGUCCGCCAAGAUAAAAUGUACUUUACCUUUCCUCUUUUGUAGGGAAUUUCUAAUUUAUUACUAUUUGUUCUUCCUUAUUUUACCCCAUUCCCUCCACCCCACCAACCCCCACUUUCAGUUAAUGAUACUCGUUUUCUAAUCGGGAACAUUUUUUUCUGUUUGGGUGGUCUUUUAUUUUCCUUGUUUUGUUACUAGGCUCGUAUAUGCAGGUGGCAAGGCCCUCCUGUUCAGUCAUGGCUGCUCUCAUAGAGCUUGGAGAAAACCUUUUUUUUAACUUUUUUUAUUUAAAUGUUUUGAUUUUGUAGUGCCUUUUUUCUUUUCUUUUUUUUUGGAACGCUGCUUUUCUCUGGGAGGGAAUUUAUUUUUGGAUGUGCUCAUGGCCUGGUGGCUAAGUUGCCUGUGCUGUUAUGGAAGGGGGGGGGGGGGGGGGAGCUAGGCUGUGGUUCUUUUUUUUCCUUCUUUUUCCUCCUCCUUUCUCUCCAUCACUGUAAGCCAACGAGCCCCGUGCCAAGAGGCUGAGAUCGCAUUCGAUCGGAGAGAAGGAGGUGGGGGCUCUUCCUGACAAUGGAAUACUUGAAAAACACUCAACUCGACUCUGUCGCUCUCUUUAACGCUGCUCACUCACUCUAUAGCCUGAACAGGUGUUUUGGAAACUGGAUCCUGUCUUUUCUGAAUGUCUACAAAAUGUCUACACACGCCCACCUCUCCCACCCACACCUCCUUCCCCCAUACACACCCCCCCCCCUCCAUCCUGCUUGUUGCAGGGUGUUUGGCCCUCUUGACUUUCCUUUUUUUUGCCUCCUGCCAUCUCACCGCUUGACACUACAUGGCCUCCUCCCCUGGUCUCCCUCAGGGUUUGGGGUGUGAAAUGCACAAUCAAUGCAAAAUUCAUGGACACUUUUUUUUUUUUUUUUCAAUAAAUGUUGUACAGCCUGUUUUCUUUUUCUUUUUGAUGUACAUUAUUUUUCCUCCCCAUUUGCAUUUAAUUUAUUUGUAAACAUGUAGACAUUCCACACACUGUGGCUAUUUAUUUAUUUAUUGUCUGUGCUUAAAAUCCCCAUCUAAAUUUUGCAUAUCCUACUUGGCCUUUGGUUUGCAUUCCUAUAACUUAUUUUUACAUUUUUCAACUUUUUUUUUUGUAUAGAUGUGGAAGAUGCACUGAAGCAGUUGUCUAUGUAAAGCAGAAUAAAACAAGUUUACUUAAAUUUGA